Messenger RNA from Anguilla rostrata (American eel), 4289 nucleotides. It is a transcript of the gene gng12b, whose product is annotated as guanine nucleotide binding protein (G protein), gamma 12b. The record is from RefSeq and is a predicted model, not a curated record. NCBI's taxonomy places the organism in Eukaryota, Metazoa, Chordata, Actinopteri, Anguilliformes, Anguillidae. Gene Ontology annotation, molecular function: G-protein beta-subunit binding. Bases 427 to 645 code for a protein of 72 amino acids. Gene Ontology annotation, biological process: G protein-coupled receptor signaling pathway. The transcript has 5 exons. Gene Ontology annotation, cellular component: heterotrimeric G-protein complex.
CGUUCCCACCAUUCCGUGUCUUAGGCGGAGCGACGUGAAAGGUCGGCUCUUGGUCAGCGAUAUAGUCGAGAGGAGUUGGUGAAGUAAACGAAUUAUGUUUUUGUACUGUAAAAUCGUGGAGUAACAGCAAUCUAUGAAAAGUGAGAUAACCUGAAAGACAGAGAAAACGAGGUAAUUUCUUUAGACUAUUACAAAGAGCUCGGAUUUGGUAUACAAGUGUCAAAGAACAGUUUUGUUCUUAGGUUGGGAAGCUGUCCACCCCUUCUCUUCUGGUUUACGGAAGGUCCAUCGUAGGCAGAAGCUGUGGUCAGGUUCGACAUCCGCUGAGGGGCAGGAUACGUCAGAGCUCCAAACCCCGAUCUCUGCACACGGAGUAAGACGUCAGGGUUCGCCUGAAAGAGCUGGAUAAGGCGCGCGCGGGUUGAGAUGUCCUCUAAAAUGCCGAGCUCCAACAACGUAGCGCAGGCGAGGAGGACCGUGCAGCAGCUGAGGAUAGAGGCUAACAUCGAGAGGAUAAAGGUGUCCAAAGCAUCAGCGGACCUCAUGCACUACUGUGGAGAACACGCCAAGUACGACCCCCUGCUCAUGGGCAUCCCGGCCUCUGAGAACCCCUUCAAGGACAAGAAGCCCUGCACGAUAUUGUAACGGGAUGCCUGAACGCUCACGAUUUUUAGUGUUCUUUUUUAUAGACCAACAUCCGAUUUAAAACGAUCGUCCUCUACUCGCCUUUUGACCCCCCGAGACCAACCCCUACUAAAACUAGAACCCCGAAGUUACCCCUACUGAAUUAAUGCAAGUAUUGACAAUUUAGUUUUUUCCUGUAUAUUCAGCCAGGACAAAAACAAGGCGCUGAAAAGCACAAAGAUUAACUUGCAGCGGUUUUCACCCCCAGGAACAAAGCGUGAGGAUAGUUUGUGAGUGAAUGCCGUUUUUGGGUCGGUCCAAGCGCUGAUUGUUAUCUGCGGUGGUUCAGACUUAAGUUAUCUGAGUGCAAAGAGUGGGGUCAGAAUGGGAGUGUCCAGAGCUGUGUAAUCUCUGUAAGCAAGAAGUGCGGUUUUUUUUUUACCCCACACGCACUCUCUUUAGUCUGUUAGGACCCGAUUCUAACUGGAUCGAACAGGUCCUAGAAAAUAAUCUGUUUGAGCAUGAAUGGUACUGAUAACUGUUAUCAACCCCAUCUUCGACGCAACUUGUCUGCAUUGUUAUUCCCCCCCAACUGGAAGGAAGUUGCAAUGGCUUUCUGUCACAGGAGGAAAGGGGCGGGGCUAGCGAAAGGCCACUAACAACAACUCAGAAAGCUGCCUUUUGUGUGGCAGGUGUUUUCUGUUAUCUCACUGCAUUUACGCAACUCCGGAAGCUAAGACCCUGCCUCAGCCCUGGGGGGGUGGUAGUGAUUGGAGUUGGGGGGGAAGACAGCCAGGACCAUUGUGUGCAGUUGCCUGUACAAAAUUGCACAGGCUAAGAUUUGACACUUCGUGUCCAGGCAGCGUUUCGGGGGUAUCAUUGUUUCGACGGCUUGAUUUCUGGACACGAGGAAAAAGCAAUAAAACAAAGAUGUCUCUAAUCCCAUUAAUCAUUAUAAUUCAUGCGAUUUGUCGUGAAUCUGAGAUUUAGCUCAAACUGUUUUUAUGCCUUCUGCAGGAAGAUACUAAAUGGAGAAAGGGUGUCUUUUCUAUUUGCCUUAAGUUCAGUCUGGUUUAGAUGUCUGCAAUUUUACAAUGAACAGAGACUACCUUACCUUUCACCACUCUUCAGUUGUGCUCACUGCAAAAGCCUUGGUUUCUUUAUAUUUGCCCGUCUCUCUGCUUUGGGUUGUUCAUUCUCACAGUGAGAUACACGAUCAGAUACACUGUUUUAAAUCUGGUCCUGGCCUAAAGAUCUGCAGGGACAACUUGUACGCAUAUGAACCUUUGAAACCUAAAGUCUCCAAGUCAAAAUGGUUUUGGUUAUUGUGUGAGCACUGCGUUUUAAACAGUGAAAUCCAUAAGCGUUAUGUUCCAGGAUUUCUACAGAUGGUCUGCGUUUUCCAGAAAUGAUCCAUGAGUGUUUUAUCAGUUUUAGCAUUCCUUUUAUUGAGGUAUUGGAACAGCGAUUUGCUAAUGCUAGUAUUAAAAUUUUCCAAUGGUUUGAAAUCUGACAGGGAAAAAUGUGGGGUAUAUUCACUUCAAAAAAGUCUUAACAAGUGUUUUAGUCUUGCAAUGAGACUUAAAAUCUUUUUCUUCUUCUCUCAAGUAGAAAAUAUUAGCUUGUUUUAAGAUUUUUCCUUGACAAAUGAAAUUAGAAAAUCUUUAAAUGAGUAAAACUUUAACCACAUUGGCAAUCUCAAUGUGUCAAUUAGCAAAAAGGUUAUAUAAAUAAAAUAGAAGGCUAUGUAAGGCUAGAACACAUGUUAAGAUUGACUUAUUUUGUGUUUUUUGCGGUAUUUUAAUGGAACGUAUCCUCACGUCAGGCUUUUGAAGUUGCAUAAUUGAGCCACGUUCAUUUCUCAGCAUUCUCUGGACCGGUGCCAGUGCCAGCAGCUGUUCUACUUUUCGUGAGCACACCUGAUGAAGGCAUUUAGACACGCCCACUUUGCCCAGACCACUUAGGCCAUUUCUUGUGCUGUAGGACUUUUUUUUUUUUUUUUACAGCAGUAGCAACCAGUCCUGUUCCUGUAGAUCUACGAUCAUUUAAACCCUAAUAUAGCUCUCUUGACUCUACUAAUUAGCAGCUGAACAAGAUCUCUAGCUGUUGAAUGAGGUGUGCUUUGUUAGGGUUAGAGUGAAAACAUACAGGAUGGUAGAUCUCCAGGAACGGGGUAGGUUACCACUGUUUUACAGCAUUGAAAUUCGCUGUACUUAUUCGAAUUUACUUUUGUUUUUGAAAACAGAAAGCAACACGAUAAAGCGCCAUUAAAUUUGCAACUGUGGAAGAAAGCUGUUUGAUAUUUACCCAAAAUGGCUGCAGUAGCACUUGACUGACGCUGUGCGUUUUAUGAUGAGCUUGAACUAUAAAGCAUGGUGUAUGUCCUCUACAUCCCUGCAUUUGCCUUAGAGAUCGUGCCCUGUGACUAGCAUAGAUAUCUCGAUCCGCUUGUAAGUAUGUAGUAGGCAGCAAGUCAUCGUAUUGCAAAUCGCAGUAAAUAUAUUGUAACCCUUUAAAUGAAUAUGCCUUAUAAAAUGAAGGAUAUUUUUAUGUCUGUCUGUUUGUAUUGAUUGGUGUCUACUAUAAAGUGUGUGAAAAUGAAUUUGAACUCAAGUGUGCCAUCACGUCCAUGGAUUGUACCAGCAAUAGAAACGAUUACUCUGUCUGAUUGUUCUUCACACACGGUGCUCUUAGCGCAUUGCUCUCGCUUCUUGUUUUUUCCUGAGAGAGUCUUGUUUAGCUGUUGGGUAAAUGUGUAUUUUUCAUGUGACUGGAGCUCAGUGUUCCAUUGUGAACGUGGUUAAAGUGGCGACUGUUGAGGGUCUCCUAGUGUUGACAUUCCAUCUAUACUGCCAUAUUUUUCCAUUUCCUGGGUUGGCUGUACAGCAGGUGUAUGUGCCAUGACACUACAGGCAGACUACACCAGCAAAGGCCUUAUUGAAGUGUGUCUGCCUCAACUUUGCUCUACUGUUAAGUAACACUCCCCAAGUGCUAUACUGUGAACAAGGUACAGCCAAGCCAACAUGCUGACACAGCCACUGCAAAUGAACCCGUACCCCCCUUUGUAGAGAAUGCUAAUGGUUAGCAUUUCUGCCAACACUAUGGUGUACUAUUAAAUAUGCCAUGGUAGCUUCGCUAACUGCAAAAGAAUGAGCAUUAUUUGGUGGUACAAGUGACAGAAUUUUGCGCAAGUGAAUCUGUGGUACCUUCAUUAACCAUGGAAAAAGUAUUGAGUGGUGUUACUACUUAGCAACAUUGCUGUACCAUUGCCCAAUAAGCAGCCCUCUACAUUCAACGUGUUCUUAUUUUUAUCCGCAAUAUAUAUUUUACAGAAUGACAGUGGAGGCUUGCUAACUAUUCUGUAUGUGAUUCAUACUUUCUGUCGUCAUCAUUCACUGUUGCUUUUGUAUUUGUAAAUGAAUUAACCUGCUUAAAUCGCUUCUUUACUUUUUCCUGCUGUACAUUUUGCCUUUGAAUUUCGGCAUCUCUUAAAUUUAAAAUACAUUGUUUUUGCCAACUUCACUUAUUCUGCAAGUGGAUUUACGUUAUUUUUUUAUGCCCUGUUUUGCUUUUCCCUGAAAAUUCUGCAGCUGCAUUUUGUUUCUGGUAUUGUAAAUGUUGAUAUUUCUUUUGCCCCUACUUCAUUAAAUGUCAUUUUAUUUGAA